Messenger RNA from Saccharomyces kudriavzevii IFO 1802, 1047 nucleotides. It is a transcript of the gene YHP1, whose product is annotated as Yhp1p. The transcript has a single exon. Bases 1 to 1047 code for a protein of 348 amino acids. Gene Ontology annotation, molecular function: RNA polymerase II cis-regulatory region sequence-specific DNA binding; DNA-binding transcription factor activity, RNA polymerase II-specific. NCBI's taxonomy places the organism in Eukaryota, Fungi, Ascomycota, Saccharomycetes, Saccharomycetales, Saccharomycetaceae. Gene Ontology annotation, biological process: regulation of transcription by RNA polymerase II; cell differentiation. The record is from RefSeq and is a predicted model, not a curated record.
AUGGAAAGCAGAAACACCGUGCUUCCUUCUUUACCGGCCAUUCUUACAAGUAAUUCUAAUUCGCCCUUCCAAAGCCAUGCUCUACCAAACACAAACUUUCCAAGCGACGAACAAGGUGUCAUCAGGCUCCCACCUUUAGUCACGUCUGUGCACCUCCCAGGAUCGGUAGUAAGUGUUUGCAAGAGCUCAUGCAAUGAGGAAAGGCCAAAAAGUGAGGGGCCAGUAAGCUUCCCAAUGCAAAGCGUUGACACAUCUAGGACGCCUUUAUCCAAAUCUAAAAAGCUGGACUCUCAUUCGCCAUUUACACCAACAGUCAAGAACUCUUUCAAACAGUCGGCUCAAAGUACGCAUUCUUAUAAAAAAGUCAAUAUUCUUACACCUUUAUCUGCUGCUAAGGCCAUCUUGACGCCAAUCGCAAAACAUGAAAAGAAGAGAUCAUUUGCAUUCAUCACGCAUUCACAAGAAACGUUUCCCAAGAAGGAACCGAAGAUAGAUAACGCUCGGUUAGCCCGUCGGAAAAGGAGAAGAACGUCGUCGCAUGAGCUAGGAAUAUUGCAGACUGCAUUUGAUGAAUGUCCUACGCCCAAUAAGGCCAAGAGAAUAGAAUUAUCGGAACAGUGUAAUAUGUCCGAAAAAUCGGUUCAAAUAUGGUUUCAGAACAAAAGGCAGGCGGCUAAGAAGCACAAGAAUAACAAUGGCGAUGCCAGCCGUUGCAAGCUUCAUUCUAAUGACUCGAUCCCUAUGAUAUCUUAUUCAGAUGCUACGUUACAAAUCACCUCUACACCAACAAAUUCGAAUAAGACAAUUACUGCGGAGUUAUUAAAGACUUCCCCCCCUAACAGCUCUACAUCAAUUUUUGAAGACCAUCAUAUAACGCCAUGCAAGCCGAGUAGCCAAUUAAAGUUUCAUGGUAAAGUCAAAAGAGCACUAUCAAGCACCGGUCAUAACGAAUUGACAAAAAGUCCUAAGAAAGAAAAUCGUUUAAAAUUCAAUGCCUAUGAAAGGAAACCCCUAGGAGAAAUUCAUUUGAACUCCUUCAAUAACUGA